Messenger RNA from Danio aesculapii, 2537 nucleotides. RefSeq names its product ribophorin I (gene rpn1). NCBI's taxonomy places the organism in Eukaryota, Metazoa, Chordata, Actinopteri, Cypriniformes, Danionidae. Gene Ontology annotation, cellular component: membrane; oligosaccharyltransferase complex. The transcript is spliced from 10 exons. Bases 141 to 1937 code for a protein of 598 amino acids. The record is from RefSeq and is a predicted model, not a curated record.
CGCCGGAGGGAAUGAAUGAAGCGUCAUCCUUCAGGAGCGGUGUCUGCAGCGCGAGGCCUCACUGCACGCGCAAACACGGACAUUAGUUCGGACCAGCGACAUUUAUAAAACCCAAAACCACAACACACAAACGCAGGACAAUGUGGCGCGCCGGAGCGGUGAGUUUUGCGCUGAUCUCGUGUUUUUUCUGCGGGUCGGUGAGCGCGGACGGGCUGGUGAAUGAAGAUGUCAAGCGCACGCUGGAUCUCAGCUCUCACCUAGCCAAAAUCACCGCCGAGAUCCAGCUCGCGAACCACGGAUCCUCCCGGGCCAACAGCUUCAUCAUCGGGCUGGAGGACGAGCUCGCCCCGCACCUGGCCUUCGUCGGCGCUUCUGUGAAGGGUGAAGAAGAGGAAGAUGAACACCUCGAGCUGAAAGAGAAAACUAUCCAUGGACAAAGUGGUAAAUUCUUUGAGGCGCAGUUGCAGUCUUCUCUAGCUCCGGGGGCUAAGCUGCGGGUGAAGGUGGAGACUGUGUUCAGUCACGUCCUGAAGCCGUUCCCCACGCACAUCACCCAGGCCGAGCGUCAACUGGUGGUAUUCCAGGGCAACCACUACCUGUACUCCCCGUACCCGACCCGCUCCCAGACCACACGGGUCCGAUUGGCCUCUAAAACCGUGGAGAGCUACACCAAACUGGGCAACCCCACCAAGAGUGAUGAGACCAUAGAGUACGGACCAUUCAAAGACAUUCCUCCCUUCAGCCAGGAUGUCAUGAAGAUCCAUUAUGAGAACAACUCACCGUUCCUGACCAUCAGCAGCAUCACCCGCACCAUCGAGGUCUCUCACUGGGGAAACAUCGCAGUGGAGGAAACCAUCGACCUGAGGCACACCGGCGCUCAGCUGAAGGGCCCGUUCUCCCGCUACGACUACCAGAGGCAGUCUGACAGCGGCAUUUCCUCCGUCAAAUCCUUCAAGACCAUCCUCCCAGCCUCCGCUCAGGAUGUGUACUACCGCGAUGAGAUCGGGAACAUCUCCACCUCUCACCUCCAGGUUCUAGAUGAUUCUGUAGAGGUUGAAAUUCGUCCCCGUUUCCCGCUGUUUGGUGGCUGGAAAACCCAUUACAUUGUUGGUUAUAAUCUUCCCAGCUACGAAUACCUCUACAAUCUAGGAGAUCAGUAUGCACUGAAGAUGCGUCUGGUUGAUCAUGUCUAUGAUGACCAGGUUAUUGACCAGCUGACUGUCAAACUCAUCCUCCCUGAAGGAGCCAGAAACAUUCACAUGGACACCCCAUACCCCAUCAGCCGCAGUCAGGACGAGCUGCACUACACCUACCUGGACACGUUUGGCAGACCUGUGCUGGUGGCCACCAAGAACAAUCUGGUGGAGCAGCACAUUCAGGAUGUUGUGGUUCACUACACCUUUAAUAAGAUCCUGAUGCUGCAGGAGCCGCUGUUAGUUGUGGGAGCGUUCUAUAUCCUCUUCUUCACGGUCAUCAUCUACGUGCGCCUCGACUUCUCCAUCACUAAGGAUCCAGCAGCAGAGGUGCGCAUGAAGGUGGCCUCCAUCACGGAGCAGGUCUUGACUCUGGUGAACAAGCGUCUGGGUCUGUACCGCCACAUGGAUGAGGUCGUGAACCGCUAUAAGCAGUCGCGGGACACCGGAGCGCUAAACAGUGGUCGGAAGACUCUGGAGGCUGAACAUCGCACGCUCACCAGCGACAUCACUGCCUUACAAACACGUCUCAAAGCUGAGGGCUCCGAUCUGGCAGAAAAAGUUGGAGAGAUCCAGAAGCUGGACGGGCAGCUGAAGGAUCUGGUGUGUCGCUCCUCUCUGGACGCCGAGAGGCUUGUGGCCGGAAAGGUGAAGAAGGACGCCUACAUCGACUCUGAUAAAAACCUGACAGGCAAGCGGCACGAGCUGGUCAACCGCAUCGACAGCCUUCUGGACGCCUUGUAAGUCAAACAUCAGACGUCCGGGCGAUAAAUCAGCACUGCCCUCUGACACAAUCGCCCACACUCAAACUGGACUCAGAUCAGUAGAGUACACGCAUGUAUGCAGUACGACCUGAUUUUGCAGAAUGUUCACGCUGUUUUGUUGCUAAAGAAAGUGUGUGAGGUUGUGGACGAGGGUUUAGUGUUUGUAAUCGUUUUGUUUUGUUUCUGAAUGUCAGAUGCAGUCUUCAUUUUUACAGUCCAGCAAUUGAAUAUUCCUUUGCAGUUUUAUUUGGAGUCGGGUUUAAAUUGAAAUCAGUUUCAUUUUGUGAUUUCUCAACUGAAAAGAAGCGAACGUCUUUGCACUUACUGUUAUCAAAGUGAAUAAUUCCUCCCCGUCCUAAAACGUUGGUAUGAACCAAAUGCUGAAAUGAUCCACACUGAGAUGCUCAUGUUAUUGCAGAUUUUCUUAUCGGGGUUUUGUAUGAUCUUUAUUUUGUUUGUUUUUUUUAAAGGAUGUACUUCAGUUCCACAUUGAAUGACAUGAAUGAGAUUGAUUUUUGUAUGCCAGGGGGUAAAUGUGGCAGGUAUUGCUGGUGGCCGUUAAUAAACGUGUUAAAAACCA